AUGGAGAAAAACAAACACUCGGCUGAAAAAGUCAAGCCCUCUCCUCAUAUCUACCCCGAGAUUGAGGAGCCGCCGGCUUGGCCGGAACCCCAAUCUGUUCCCCCACCCCCUUAUCCGGCACAGGGUGCUGCGAGGGGACCCUCUGCCCCUCCUGGAGCUCCGGUGGAGGGACCUGCUGCAGGGACUCGGAGCCGGAGGGGCGCCACCCCGGAGCGGACAGAAGAGAUCGCGACAUUACUGCUGCGCACGUACGGCCCUCCCAUACCGGGGGGCCAAUUGCAUUCCCUCCAGUAUUGGCCCUUUUCUUCUGCAGAUCUCUAUAAUUGGAAAACUAACCAUCCCCCUUUCUCGGAGGAUCCCCAACGCCUCACGGGGUUGGUGGAGUCCCUUAUGUUCUCUCACCAGCCUACUUGGGAUGAUUGUCAACAGCUGCUGCAGACACUCUUCACAACCGAGGAGCGAGAGAGAAUUCUGUUAGAGGCUAGAAAAAAUGUUCCUGGGGCCGACGGGCGACCCACGCAGUUGCAAAAUGAGAUUGACAUGGGAUUUCCCUUGACUCGCCCCGGUUGGGACUACAACACGGCUGAAGCCUUUGUUCUCUAGGCUCAAGGCGCUCGAGUGGGUGAGGCAGCGAGCGUGGAAGCAGCUCCG
Messenger RNA from Sus scrofa (pig), 651 nucleotides. The record is from RefSeq and is a predicted model, not a curated record. NCBI's taxonomy places the organism in Eukaryota, Metazoa, Chordata, Mammalia, Artiodactyla, Suidae.